AUGUCGUCUAGCGGCUUAGACGAACAGUUCUUGCAUCGCUGCUGCGUGCAGCUGUCGGCGACGCUAGCCGACUCCACAGUGCUAAACGCGGAGCAGGGAAAUGCAAUCCGCUUUGCAAAGCAGCACGCCGCUGUCCACCCUCGCGAGGUCGCACGCGCGCUCGUCUGGCGUGUCGUCGACAGCGCGGAUGACACGCUCGACCAGUCCGUGAACGAAGACCGCGCCGGGGCGUGGAGUGUGCUGACGGCUGUGGUGGCUGAGUGCGGCGACGCGAGCAGCGAGGUGUUCCGCACGUCGCUUGGCGACCACAUCGCCUCGCUCCUGCCGUACCUCGUGGGAUAUCGCUGGCACACGUCGGUGCACAGCAUUCAAGAAGAUGGGCUUCACAGCAGCGCUGAGGUUGUCCUCAACUAUGACAAGGUCGUCCCGGCGUCGCUGAUCAACGGCUUCAGCGCUCGUAACGUCGACGCGUACGCGGUGAAGAUGAUGACCCUGCGCUACCGCAAGUACCUCACCCUGUGGAAGUCCGUCUGGCGUCCAGACGUGUACCAGACGCUGAAGGAUAUGGUCAAGCGCGUCGAGGCAACCGGCAACUUCCUGCCUCCCAUGGCGGAGGAUGUGCUGGUCGUGCCGGACGGGUAUCGGGAGAGUCUGUGGCGACUGCGCCGCACAGCACCGCGUCCGAGCAUCGCACUGGAGCUGCUGCGCAACUAUGGAUGGCCAAUGACAGUGAUUCCGCGUGAGAACAACAACACAGUGCGGGCGCCGAUCUACGUGCUGCCGAAGACAGAGGCAGAGCUGCGUCAGCUGGACCCGGCGAUGCACCUGACGGUGUUUCAGUGGCUCAAGACGAUGCCCCAAAAGUCUGGCGGGUGUGCUGGCUGCGAUUCGUGGGACCACACGGAUGCCCGUUGCCCGUGCGAAGCGCCCUUCUGGCGCUCCCCAAGCGACGAGAGCGCAAUGAAGACCCACCGCGCGCUGGUCGCCACCGCGACUGGUGGGGCGGCGCUGCCGACUCUGACCUACGUGCAGUCCGCCCGUAUUCUCCAUGCGUCAAAUCUUCGCCUGCCGCUGCGCGUGCCGGAGGCGUUAGAUGCCAUCACGAAACUCAUCCGCGACGAGAAGCCCUACGAGGAGUUGCUCGCCGCCUUCGACACGGUGCGUGGUGCUGUGACAGGCCCACGUGAGCGGCACGCCCUGUGGCGACACGCCUCCUACCAGCUGCUACCCUCCAAGACAGUGUUUGCGAAGCCGCACGAUGAGGCGCUGAGCCCAUGUAUGAAUAAGAUUCGCAACCUCUUCCGGAGCUCACGCCGCUUCCAGGAGUGGGAGCAGCUGCUGGACGCGGUGGAUGUGCUUGACAUGUGCUUCCGCCGCCGCAAUGUGCCCAGUCGGGUUCGCCGUAACCUCGAAGAGGUGCAGGCGACAGCCUCCUUUUUCUUCUGCCUGGUGGACGGCUCCCUCGCAGCGAGCUUCAACCCUGCCACUUAUGCGCGAGUGCCAGAGGAGGUGGAGGCCCUGGCCCCCCUCAAGGACAACCUGUGCCGCGUCUGCCUCGAGCCAUUCCACACGGCCGUAACCUGCCCUCUCGUUCGCGAGGAGGAAGAAGCCGAGUACCGCCGCCAUAGCACCGGCACCAGCGCAACGAAACUCGUUAUCGAGGAGUGGGACCUGCAGGUGGCGCGGCGCGUGCUAGAGGACAAUGAGUGCCUGUUCAUGAAGUACCCGGCGGAGGCGCACCGGCUGGCGGCCGCGAUGGAGCGCAUCGACGUGGACGACCGACCUGCAAAGGACUUCCGCAAGGCCGAGCUGCAACUGGCGGUGAAGCUCAUCCAUGAGCGUCGCGUCGCCGUGUGUCCUCAGUGCAACGUGACCGGGCACAGUCUGCGCAACUGCGAGCGCCGCGCGUACCGUGCGCUGAGUCGAGAGUCUUUGCGCCCGAUUGACGUGCGGCUUGACCCUCACAAGCUCCGUCAGUGUGUACGCCGCUACGCUUCAGAGGACGCCUCGCACGGCGAGCUGCUGGAUGCCAUGGACCUCUACGGGCGCGGUACGCAACUGCUGCCCACCACCUUCAUGAAGGCCAUUCGCGAGAUGGACGACGCCCGUAUCCCGAUCGCUGCGGCCCGCUACGCGACGGACACGGUCCAGAGCUUCCUGCUAUUCAGCAACUCCACCGACCUCCUCCAGCAUCUUCGCCAGUUUCGAGCCGCUCGCUUCCCUGAGGUGUGCGUCUUCUGCGACUCCUACCACCACCGCAGUGAGGACUGCACCCGGUGUCGUGAAGACGAGCGUGGGUACCUGCAAGAGCUGCGCCGCACUGGCCUGACUCUGUGGACGUACCUCUUGCACCGCGACGCCUACGAUCAGCUGCUGCCGACGGACUACGUACGCGGCAAGGAGAGCGUGUUAGCGCUCGUUGACCAGUUCGAGACCGACUACCGCCCUGGCGGUAUUGGCCGCUCACGCUUCUUCAAGGAUAACGAUCUGCCUGACAUGACACUGGGGACUAUGAUGACGAACACUUACUCUUCGAUCACCGACACCCCGGCACUGACGCAGACCCGCGCAGCAGCGCCGGAGACGUCAACCACAGCAGCUGAGGCUGCCACGGCUGAGGCGGGUGGCGAGGUAGCGCUGAUUGGCGGCGAGGAGGAUGUGCUCGACCACGCCAGCGACAUUAGCGAGAAGCGCCAACGUGCACCAUCAAACGUAGCCCUGUCAUCGGAGGCAUCGUCAGAGGAGGAGCAUCCCAGGAAAAAGAGACCCCGAAGCGAUGGGGACAGCGAACAAGCGGAUGCAGACGCGCGAGCGGGAGAGGGAGUCAGUGUGGAGCAGGAUACGGCGGAGCCGCCCACAAGAUGUGUGUAUGGGGAACUAGAAGCGCAGUAA
Molecule: messenger RNA, 2892 nt
Organism: Leishmania braziliensis MHOM/BR/75/M2904
Lineage: Eukaryota; Euglenozoa; Kinetoplastea; Trypanosomatida; Trypanosomatidae
Exons: 1
Coding region: 1-2892 (963 amino acids)
Molecular function (GO): nucleic acid binding; zinc ion binding
Source: RefSeq, a predicted model, not a curated record